UGAAGUCCGUCCGUCAUUUUGACAGGUUGCAAUUCACACCCCAGACCACAGGGUGGCGAGUUAGCAUAUUAAUUAGCUAUUGUCUCUCUUAAUGCAUGACGUUGCUGGCUCUUCUGUCAGAAUAUUGUAGCAUCACCGGGGUUUGGCGGCGGCACCGUGAUUGACACAUCAACGCGAGGUUCUUAUUGGUGCACCCGGUGUGCCAGCGCGUCAUCCAAUUGAUGGACAAGAUUGCCGCCUGUGUAUAGACCCCAAUCACAUGACGUCACAACUCCGCCCCCCUGACUGGAGCCGCCAUAUUGUGUGUCAGCUCGUCAUGUUUACACAUUACCGCUACGUACAUGCCUUCUAUUACGGUGUGUUUUUCUGCUCGUUAAUAUUAAUAAUCAAAAUGGUGAAGGCGUGUGUGGUGGUUGGUUGCUGUAACAGAGAAGAUAGACGGAGAGACUUAAAGUUCUACCGUUUUCUGAGAGACCCGAAGAGGAGAGCGAGAUGGACUGCUGUAAUUGGUCAAGAAAUCUGGGCACCAAAUGAUCACCACAGACUAUGUAGUAGUCAUUUUAUAUCUGGCAAUGGCCCUCACCAUGACAGAACAUGCUGCUAUGAUGAGCAGAACGUUGUAGACGGUGUUUACUGCCACCCUAUCUGCCAUUGGAUCGAGGAGACGGGCCACACGGAUGAGAUGAAACAUACCACCAACUUCUACUUCAGUGUGGCUGGUCAGAAUGCAAUGCACUUCUCCAGGGUGCUCCCAAGGCUUUGGCUGGGCAGCUGUCCUAGACUGCUAGAACAUGUGACUAUCAAGAUGAAGCACGACCUUGGAAUCAGUGCAGUAAUGAACUUCCAGACAGUGGGGGAUGUAAUGAACAACUCCCACGGCUGCAGGGAGAACUUUGACGAAGCGAUGACGCCAGACACCAUGAUGCAUUUGUACAACCGCUGUGGCCUCGUGUACGUUUGGAUCCCAACGCCUGACAUGAGCACUGAGGGUCGCAUUAGGAUGCUACCACAGGCUGUAUUCCUGCUUCACGGUCUCCUAGAGAAUGGUCACUCCGUGUACGUCCACUGUAACGCCGGCGUGGGCCGCUCGACGGCUGCCGUGUGCGGCCUGCUCAUGUACGUGUUGGGCUGGAGCCUCAGGAAAGUGCAGUAUGUUGUGACCGCCACUAGGCCUGCUGUUUACAUCGACGAGGAAGCUUUGGUGCGAGCUCAUGAAGACUUUAUUCUCAAGUUUGGCCGGCUGCGACCAUCCAUUUCUUACGCAGAAUCAUGAAAGUGGAUCAAUCAGCGUCAGUUACGUUUUUCAAAAUGGAUGUACAUAAACGAUGGACAUAAAAUUCAAGCUUUAGAACAACUUUAGUGAUGCACAACCACCAAUAGAUGGCAGUGAUGCUCUAUUUCAAUAGAAAUCAGCAAAGUUAGGGUUUCUGGGUGAAACGGCUGCAUUUUAUGAAACCUACCUAUAUUCUUUACUUUGUUUCUAAAGAACAGUAAACAGUAGAUUUAAACUUUUUUUUCCUGGUGAAAGAACAGUCUUUUUUUUCAUUUGGUAGCGUCGUUAUUAGGGUUGGGCAUUGGGCAUCGAUGGGAUCCGGGACUAACACUUCGAUCUUCCAGGAACCGUUCAAAUUUCUCAACCAGUUUUCUUAACAAAAACUGUUUCUGAUUUUAUACUGUACCCACUGCUAAUCAGGACUGGGUUUUACAAGUUGAUUUUUUUGUUUGUUUGUUUGUUUGUUUGAUAUUCUGCACCAGGUUAGCCCAUUAGUGGGAGCUCAAUAACAUGUAAAAAUGCCUGCGCAUAAGACACUCUAAAACAAAGGCAAAGGAAUAUAUUGCGGAAAACACAGACAUGACUGAAAAAGCAGUUUCUGCUCUUGCACUCCUCUUUAAAAGGAACUGCUGUACUUUAAGCCAAAACAAAUGUUGUGUUUGAUAGAACAACAUGUCUAUAUGCUGCCAUAGCAGAUUCAUGGCGCAUUAAGCCCCCGAACUAUUUUUAAUUUGUCCGUUUUACCAUGAAAACCCCCAUUUACGGAUGUCGCGAAACUGCUUUUGUUUUAACCCAGCUAUAAAACUAAGGUAAUUAAUUAUAUUUAUUAUUCAAAAUGUCUGUCAUUUUUAGCUUAGAAUCAUUAAUUGAUGUCUAAUAUUUCAUUAAAAAAAAAAGCCUUUAAAAAAAUUAUUCACUCGCAUAUUUUUAUUUACUUUUAAACAAAUGACGUCACAAUGAAAAAAAUGGCGUCUGUAAAAAAAGUCACAGAUAUCUACCUCAUAACUAUCGCUUAAUUGUAGUUUUUUGAUACUGUCGCAUUUUCUCUGAUAUGUUAGAUGAUAAAUAAUCGAUCCAAACAAAGAAAAUUUGGAAAAAAAAAAAAAAAAAGUUAAAAAAACGGGGUAAAUAUAUGAAAAAGAAAAUCUCAACCACUCCUUGAUGUCUGCGAUUUCUGCAUCGCGACCCUUGUUAUAUUGCCAUGUUUCAAACAUUAAAUCCCCCAAAAUCCAGCUGUGGGCAUUCACAACUAUGUCUUGACACUCAGUGAUACUUGCUACAUGGAGAUUUUGGAUCGAAACAAGGUAAGUACGCGAUAAUAUCUUGUUAAAGUCAUGGCGUCUGUAAUUCUGCUCUCGCGUGCGCUUGCCUCCAGAUAGGGUUUUGCUGUUUGAAAAACAUUAAAAAAAAAAAAAAAAUGCCCUCCUGUUCAAAAUUUUUCUUCCCCCAGAAAAUUGAGAUGUCAAGCUUUCCAAUGAUGUAUCACACGUGCAUAUUGGACAUUUGUCAAAUUUGGCCAAAUUGGGGCUCUUAAAGCGGAACUUCAAGUCACCUGAGUGCUUUCCACCAUAUGUAAAUGUUUUCUCCGUGAGCUUUUGAAAAAUAAACAUC
Molecule: messenger RNA, 2884 nt
Organism: Corythoichthys intestinalis (scribbled pipefish)
Lineage: Eukaryota; Metazoa; Chordata; Actinopteri; Syngnathiformes; Syngnathidae
Gene: epm2a
Product: EPM2A glucan phosphatase, laforin
Exons: 4
Coding region: 260-1273 (337 amino acids)
Biological process (GO): protein dephosphorylation
Cellular component (GO): nucleus; cytoplasm
Molecular function (GO): carbohydrate phosphatase activity; protein tyrosine/serine/threonine phosphatase activity; starch binding
Source: RefSeq, a predicted model, not a curated record